Molecule: messenger RNA, 687 nt
Organism: Musca vetustissima
Lineage: Eukaryota; Metazoa; Arthropoda; Insecta; Diptera; Muscidae
Product: GATOR complex protein NPRL2-like
Exons: 2
Biological process (GO): negative regulation of TORC1 signaling; cellular response to amino acid starvation; positive regulation of autophagy
Cellular component (GO): GATOR1 complex; vacuolar membrane
Molecular function (GO): GTPase activator activity
Source: RefSeq, a predicted model, not a curated record
GACACAACAAUAUAUUUGAAAAUUGUAACCCACAAACCAGAUCCACCUGUUGUUAAGGAUCAUAUGGUUCCUCUUUUGCUGGUUGAUUAUCAAAAUACACCACUAGAGAAUUGGGAUUUAACAACACAACAAAUACUGCCCUAUAUUAAUGGCAUUAAUCACAUAGCACGAAUUGCUGCUGAGGCCGACGUUGAGACAAAUCUUGUAAAGUCAUGUGUACAAAAUCUCGUGUACUAUGGUGUUGUACAACUCCUACCAAUUCUAAAAUAUUCUAAUGUUUAUAUGACACAAAAUCUAAAAAGUCUCAUACAAAAUCCUUCACUUACCAACGCUUGUCGAAAAUAUGUUGCCCUAAAACCAGAUAAAGUUAAACCAACAAUACAGAAAAUCUUUCAAUUUUAUGCCUCAAUGACACAUGGUGUAACGUUGCGUGUUAUAUGUCAACGUCUAUGUCCACAAAAUCAUAAUAUCGAUGAAAGAAAAUUAGUUAUAUUCGGGUUGCAGCAUAAAUUUAUACGUUGCAUACAUAAAUAUCCGGUAUUUACGGGUUCGGUGCCAUCGGGGCGACAAAAAAUGUAUACGGGAUUAUCGAAUUUUGAUGAAAUUUGUUGUAAGACCGGUCUUUCGCCUUCCAGUAUAGAAAAAGAUAUAGACAAGGAUACAAAUGUUACGGUUAUUUGGAAAUGA